Molecule: messenger RNA, 601 nt
Organism: Linum tenue
Lineage: Eukaryota; Viridiplantae; Streptophyta; Magnoliopsida; Malpighiales; Linaceae
Source: the annotation of a GenBank genome assembly
UGUGUGGGCUCAAAUGCAACGAAAGUAUAUUGCAACUUGCACUAUCCUCACGUGCACCCCCUGCUUGAUAAGUAAGUGUUUAACCUUUGAUCAAUAGAAUCAAUUCUUUUAUUAUUCUUAUUCUCAUGUUUUGGAAUUUUUUUUUUUAUUUACAGUAUAGAAAAUGUCCCGCUGGCCAUUGACUACACGUUGGAGGAUGCUAUAUGGUUAAGUGAGAUAUGUUCCAUUUCGGAACUGAAUCUAUAUAAGACUGAUUUCACCAACCAGGGGAAUUUGUACCUUACUACUGCAACAGUCAAGGAUGUUACUGUUUCUUGGUCAAGUGUGCAUCUCAAGUUUAUGGUGAGGCUGACUGUUGCUACUGGUCCUCAUGAGGCUUCUAUCAUGUUUAUGACUACCAAGUUCCGGUGGAUAGCAAGCCGUAUCAUUGAGGCUACAGACAAGGAAUGGACCAAUGACUUCAGGACUCUCCUAGCUGCUCUCAGGGGGAAUAUAUUGAAGUUUAUGAUUGAAUUUGGAGAUUUCAACGGCCAGACCAAUGAGUUUGAUUUGGUUCUUCGCAAAUUAUUCUGGUAGAGGGGGUGACGUACUUGAACAGUGC